UUCUCAACAUACUCACAGUCAGUUGCUGCUUCCUACCAAUCCUAAUCAUCUUCCUUAUCCUUCAGAAGGAAAUUCUCCUGGUUGCUAAUUCAAGCUAGCUGUUCAAAAAUGAUGAGCAUUCGCCUGCCUCUGUCAGUUCUUGCCAAGAAACAAGCAGCUCCUGUCCCUAAGGGGCACUUUGCAGUUUACGUCGGUGAGAGCCGAAAGAGGUUUGUGAUUCCAACAUCCUACCUGAAGAAUCCUACCUUCCAAGCGUUGCUAAGAAGAGCAGAAGAGGAGUUUGGUUUUGAGCAUCACUGUGGCCUCACGAUUCCAUGCAAUGAAGAUGCCUUCCAAGCGCUCACAGCACAUAUGGCAUACGCAUAGAGGCAACCUUCCACAAUUUUGUCAACAUCGUUUUGAUUUUUUCUCCGUUUGUGUAUACAAGGGAUCAGAAUCCCACUGCUACCAAAUUACAGAUAGAAAUCAAUC
This is a messenger RNA of Nymphaea colorata (pocket water lily), 471 nucleotides long. RefSeq names its product auxin-induced protein 15A-like. NCBI's taxonomy places the organism in Eukaryota, Viridiplantae, Streptophyta, Magnoliopsida, Nymphaeales, Nymphaeaceae. The record is from RefSeq and is a predicted model, not a curated record. Gene Ontology annotation, biological process: response to auxin. The transcript has a single exon. Bases 109 to 366 code for a protein of 85 amino acids.